AUUGCCGUUUCUGACAUAAUGCAUAAUGCUUUGUUUUGCCUCAGUGUUGUUCGUCUGUCUGAACCUAAUUAGACUUCUAUGAGGUCACACGCGCUCCUAAAAGCCGGCUGAACUAACGCGGUCUGUUCCGACAUCGCGGAGACGUCACGCCCGAGACAGCAUACAGAACCAUGCUUAAGUAUAUAAGGCUCUUCUGCACACCUUAGUUAUGAUUUCUUACAUGAGACAGCAAACAGAGGAGAGAGCGAGCAGAUUUACUUCGUUAGGCUAUAAUGGGCAUCAUGUCGUUUCCUCUCCUAAUAAUGAUCCUAAUAGCGUUUCCACUGUCCUCCAAUGGUGGAAAAUGGACAUAUGAUGGGCCUGACGGAGAGCACCACUGGUCCAGGAAUUACCCAUACUGUGGAGGGACAUUCCAGUCUCCCAUAAACUUCCAGCCUGAGCUGCUGAGAUUUGAUCCAGAUCUACUGCCCAUUCAGCUGCAGAACUACAACCUGUCUAGCAAAGAGCAGCUCACCCUUAGCAACAAUGGACACUCUGUGCAGCUGUCUCUGCCUUCCCGGAUGCAUCUAGCUGGUUUGCCUUAUCGCUACUCAGCAGCUCAGCUUCAUUUCCACUGGGGCUCCUCUAACAUGCCGAUCGGCUCUGAACACACGAUCAACGGCAAGCAGUUUGCUGCUGAGAUGCAUUUGGUUCAUUUCAAUUCUGCCAAGUAUCCCAACAUCUCCCUAGCAGUGGACAAGUCUGAUGGUCUUGCUGUGCUUGGCGUUUUUAUUGAGGUGGGAGAGUUCAAUCCUGCUUUCGACCAGUUCCUCAAAUAUGUCAAAGGCACUAAAUACAAAGAUCAGAAAGUGCAGGUGGCAGGUUUUAAUAUCCGGGAACUGCUUCCUGCCCGUCUGGAUGAGUAUUACCGUUAUGAUGGCUCUCUUACCACUCCCCCCUGCUACCCCAGCGUGCUCUGGACGGUGUUUAGGAAUCCAGUCAGCAUCUCUCGUGGACAGUACUUGGCUUUAGCCACUGCUCUGUUCUCUUCUCAUGCUCAAGAAUCAUCACCAGUGCCUCUGCUUGGGAACUACCGUAAACCCCAGCUAAUGGACAACAGAGUGGCUCUGGUCUCCUUCCAGCAGGGUUGGGGACUGUAUGGUACCACUUCAGUGGCGUCUCCCAUGCAGAGGAGGCUGGUCAUCCAACAGCUACUGAAUGGAGACCUUGCAGAUCUUGCAGAUGGAGAACUGCACCAUCUUUUGCCAAAGCUCCAAAGAAAGCCUUGGGCUGUUAAAAAGUGGAGGAACAAUCCAAAGCAACAGCACUUGGGCCAAGUCACUGAGAAACAUCAGAAGAACAAGGGGCUUUACACCACUGGAAACAAUCCGUCGGUCUUGAAGUACCCCCAUGCAAACUCCUAUAUGGGGAUGUUUGUUAUAAAUGAUGAUGCGUUGUGUUUUAUAGCCAUGGAAAAAAAUGUAUCUGUUUGGCUCAGGAGGCAUCAUGCAGAUGCUCAGUUGAUCCGAGCUCUGAGAAAAGAAGUGUUUCCAGAGCUGAACCUGAAGAGCUACUUAAACUGCAGGUCUGAUUUGGAUCUGCAAACAAUCAGAUACCUUCUUCGUUCCAGACCCAGUGAUGAGGCAAAUGAGCUGGAUCAGGUCCUGACCAAAGUCAGUCAGGGGCAUAAGCAGAGGCCCAUGACACAGCACCGGGGCUCAGCACUGACCAAGCUAACUAGGCAGACCCAAGCUGCUGUCCGGAAUAAUAGCCACAAUAUGGUGCCUACUAAUCACAGACUGCAGCCUAUGGAGUGGGAGGAUUAAAACCCCACUGAAGCCAUAAACACAGGCUGCAGAGCGCAUUAUAAUAGUCAUCAAAGACCUUCUAUCAUGCAGGCUCUGAACAUUUUGUUCUUAAAAACCUCUGUUAAAUUUUAACCAGACUUUUAGUAGUAUUUAUGCGGCCGUGGGUUUAUGGGCUCAGGAGGUAAAUGUUACUUUUACAGAAAGAGACAGUGAAAACUACAAAUGGCAGAAAUAGUGAUAUUUAUGUGACAAUUGAUGCAUAGGCGUUUAUAUAGUUAUACUGUACAGGUGUGGUUUCAGCAUUUUAAACAAAUCUUUCUAAAUAUCCUUUCAAAUUUGUGUGAUAUUGGUAUGAGCAAUAAUUUGGAUACAAUUAUUCCCUGUCUCCUGCAGUAGAAUUUUUUUUCUUUCUUUUUUCUUUUUUUUCUUUCUUUUUUCUUUUUUUCCAACUAGGAAGAAAGUGCAGAUGACAUGAAAAAAAGGAUUUAAGACAGUGUAUGUAAAAUUAAUAGAAUAUGACUCUUUCUUGGUAGGAAGAUAUUUUUGUAUUUUAUUGGGUUUGGUUCCAUUCUAUUUGUGUCACAAUAAUUACAUAGUAAAGCAAUUACAACCAUACAAAGUGGAAAACUGUAGCAAAACAUGAAAAAUAAUGGUGCUUAACUACAUAAACAUUCCAGUGUUUUCUGUAAGAGUGUCCGGCGGCUUUAGAUGUGUGUUUAGACCAAAGCAAAAGUGCAAAGGAAGGACCUUUUGUGGAUCGCUAAACAAUUUUGAAUGGAGUAUCUUGAUCAUGAUGUGUAGAACAAAAUACAAUAAAGCAUUUAAACUA
This is a messenger RNA of Ictalurus punctatus (channel catfish), 2616 nucleotides long. It is a transcript of the gene ca12, whose product is annotated as carbonic anhydrase XII. Gene Ontology annotation, cellular component: plasma membrane. NCBI's taxonomy places the organism in Eukaryota, Metazoa, Chordata, Actinopteri, Siluriformes, Ictaluridae. Gene Ontology annotation, molecular function: zinc ion binding; carbonate dehydratase activity. Bases 273 to 1805 code for a protein of 510 amino acids. The record is from RefSeq and is a predicted model, not a curated record. The transcript has 9 exons.